AUGGUAUGUCUGUGUUGUCGGUGUUGUGUCUGUUGUAAAUGUGGACGUCGUGGUGUUUCUGAUGGCUCCGGUGACGAUCGCUAUGAAAAACCUGGCGCCAAACAUAUCCCGGUCCCUGUUUAUGGGAAAUCGCAAUUGAAACGAAUAAAACAGACGCGAUCCUCGUCACACGAAGCCUCCAGCUCCAGCAGUAAGAGCGUCAUCACUACGAAACGUGAACGUCGUGAACGUCCUGUUAGUGCAAUGUCCAUGUGGAAUGUGCCGUUGGAUGUGGAUGUAGUGCCCUUAAAUACUAAACCAGUAACCGUAUCCGAAAGUUUGCCUUGGAUUGAUGACAGCUCACAAGAUGAAUACGAUUGUUCCAGGCAAAAGCGGAAACCCGGUUUCAGACCUUUGAGAGGAUCCUCAGCUCCAGCAAGCGGUACACCGCCUGAGCACUCAUCAGUAAGAGGAGAUUCUACAAGACGACAACGAAAGCACAAGAAGAUGGAAAAGAAAAGUGGAGGAGGAUUCUUCCAGGUAGUAUCUAUAGAAUGA
Haemonchus placei is the source of this 537-nucleotide messenger RNA. The record is from the annotation of a GenBank genome assembly. Lineage: Eukaryota; Metazoa; Nematoda; Chromadorea; Rhabditida; Trichostrongylidae.